AUGUCAGAAUUAAACAAUUUUUUGAAAAAAUACAUUGAAAAAUUUGAUUUUAUCAAUGCUAUCGUAUUAACUGAUAAAGAAGAAAUUUAAGUAUGUGCAAGCUACAGAUAAGAUGAAGAGAAAUACAACUCUGCUGCCCAAAUGCUCUCAACUUUUAUCACAUAAAGAAAUGAACAUUUACAGAAGUUGAAUAAUACUAAAGCAAAAGCAAUAACUUUUAUGUAUACUGAUCACUUGAUCUAUAUGGAAUUAUGGGAAAACUUAAAGAUAUGUAUGUUUUGCGUAAAAGACGCAAAUCUUCCAUUUAUUAAUAAAAUUGUGGAAGAUAUGAAAGAAUCUCUAUCAUAACUCAACAAAGCAAUUGAAAAUAUAAAAAAUUGA
Tetrahymena thermophila SB210 is the source of this 381-nucleotide messenger RNA. Its product is annotated as MAP kinase kinase 1 interacting protein. The transcript has a single exon. Lineage: Eukaryota; Ciliophora; Oligohymenophorea; Hymenostomatida; Tetrahymenidae. The record is from RefSeq and is a predicted model, not a curated record. Gene Ontology annotation, biological process: regulation of TOR signaling.